GUGUGAGCAGGAGCCAGAACCCAAGAGAGUGUUGAGAAUACAGCUUCCCUGCUCCAUGGCCACAUCCUUUUGGCUGAUGCUGGCUGUCUGCUGGCUCCUGGGGGGCUCGGGAGCUCAGAACCACAAAACAGCAACAGAGAACUGCCCUGAACAGAAGUCUGCCCCGCGGAGCUUUGUCCCGCAGAUGAAGUGCAACAAGACAGUGCUGGGGAAUCAGCAGACAAAGGCAAUCAAAGCAGCCUCCAAUGUACUGCUGGUGCCCCUCAUGUAUGUGGUGGCCUUCCUGGUGGGGCUCCCGGCCAACCUGCUAGCACUAUGGGUGCUUGUAUUCCACACGCAGAAGCUGCCCUCCACCACCCUGCUCAUCAACCUGACGGUAGCAGACCUGCUGUUGCUGCUGGUUCUGCCCUUCCGUGCUGCCUACCACUUCGCUGGCAGUAACUGGACAUUUGGUGAGGUGAUGUGUCGCCUGGUCAUGGCGCUGCUCUAUGGCAGCAUGUAUGGGUCUGUGUUGUGUCUUAUGCUGGUCAGCACCGACCGCUACGUGGCGUUGGUACACCCUUUUGGUGCCAGGAGCCUGCGCAGCCGCCACACCUCACUGCUUAUGAGCUUGGCUGUGUGGAUCGUGGUCUUUGCUGCCAUGCUGCCCCUGCUUCUCUCUCAUCAGUCCUACAGGCUGGAUGACCCACCGAUCACCACCUGCCAUGAUACUCUACCCAUAAAGGAGCAGACGUCCUUCUUCUUCCCUUACUUUGCCAGUCUCUUUGGCCUCUGCUUUCUGAUCCCUCUGCUGGUGAUCUUGUACUGCCACGGUGCUGUAUUGUGCACCCUGCUGGCCAGUGGGCGACGCUAUGCCCACGCUGCAUGCCUCACUGCCCUUGUUCUAGUGGCCUUUCUCGUCUGCUUCCUUCCCAGCAAUCUCCUCCUCCUCCUGCACUAUUCAGAUGUGUAUGCAGAUGGUGGUGAGCAAGCACUCUAUCUACCCUACAUGAUCAGCCUGGCCAUCAGCUGCUUUGGCCCCUGUGUUGACCCCUUCAUGUACUACUACGUGUCUGAUGACUUCAGGGCCAAAGUGCGGAGAGUACUUUGUUGUCGUGGUGCUGGGGACAAGCAGUCAUCCAGCAAACCGGUCACCAGCUCAUCAGGCAGUGGCCCAUCCAGAAGCACCUUGCUGUCUAAGUCCUACAGAGACCAGAGGACAGUGGAAGAGACGGCCAGUGGAAGAACAGUGCAUCCUUGAUGGUCACCCAAUCCCUGACUGUGCUUGUGGGGGUAUCCCAUUUUAAUGCAGUAUUGAAUGUUUUUAAUUUCAAAGAUGCUUUUUGAGUUGUGUAAGUCUGUGUAAAUAGCAAUUUAGAUUACUGGAAUAAUUGUGAAUUGGAAGAAUUGACUGGGAAGUAGUACCAAGUGCACAUCAGGAGUGUUUCAAUAUAUCAAUUCAUACUUUGCAUUACAAAAGUGAGGGCAGUUAGUGGGACAUUUAGAUUUCACAUGCCGUUCUGAUUUAAGGCAGAAGUCAAGACAUUGUUCUUGCUCAAUAUAAAAUACACCACACAUGGCUGGUACCAAGUAUGGGAAAUGUGACAGAAACCGCAAGGUUCAACUCUAUGUCUCACACCCAGAUCAGAAGGGCAUGGAGUCUCUCUUCUCUAUUUGUUAUUUCUAAACAGUGAUCUAAACGGUGUCUUUCUGCUGCUGUUUCCAAAGCAACUAAACAAAUAAACGAAGAAGUUAAA
Scleropages formosus (Asian bonytongue) is the source of this 1736-nucleotide messenger RNA. RefSeq names its product F2R like thrombin or trypsin receptor 3. The record is from RefSeq and is a predicted model, not a curated record. Gene Ontology annotation, molecular function: thrombin-activated receptor activity. NCBI's taxonomy places the organism in Eukaryota, Metazoa, Chordata, Actinopteri, Osteoglossiformes, Osteoglossidae. Gene Ontology annotation, cellular component: plasma membrane. Gene Ontology annotation, biological process: positive regulation of Rho protein signal transduction; blood coagulation; thrombin-activated receptor signaling pathway.